This is a messenger RNA of Hymenoscyphus albidus, 420 nucleotides long. The record is from the annotation of a GenBank genome assembly. Lineage: Eukaryota; Fungi; Ascomycota; Leotiomycetes; Helotiales; Helotiaceae.
AUGCCAGACCCUGAGCUUUAUUUCAAACCACCUCCACGAAGACCGAAGUACAUGCAACAGAUAUAUAUGCGAGCUACAGCCUCAUUUGUUCGAGCCGUCAGGAUUUCUUUGUCCGGCGUAAGGAACAACAUGCCUUUUCUGCUAACCUGUCGUCCUCUAUCGAAUGCAAAUCCUGGAUUGAAACAUAAAGUUUUCAUAUUUGGACGGGCUCAAAAGUCUCCGACAUAAAAGAUCACAAGCGUAUUAUUUAGUGCCCUAAUUUCUGUUGGUGUUAAUGCAAGAGUAUCGGUUGAGGAAAUAGAGAAAGAAGAAGAGGCAGUUUCCACGACCGUCGCUUCAUUCCCCCCUUGGGGCGACUCCAAUGACAAAGAGUUACCAAUGGAUUUCACAAUCAAGGUCGAUACUGUGGUUCAGUCAUAA